Molecule: messenger RNA, 1303 nt
Organism: Aphanomyces astaci
Lineage: Eukaryota; Oomycota; Saprolegniomycetes; Saprolegniales; Verrucalvaceae
Exons: 1
Coding region: 20-1243 (407 amino acids)
Molecular function (GO): protein binding
Source: RefSeq, a predicted model, not a curated record
GUUCAAACCAGCGAGCGGGAUGGCGGCGGCGUCGUCCGUGUUACAAUCGCGCGAACUAGUGACGGCAGUGUUGGCGUACCAGCAUGGUAUCUACCCAGACAUGCGUCCGUUCGUUGGCUUGAAGAGUCCGUUUCAAAACCCGAUGUCCCUCCGCGUGGUGACGGUCGAAGGCCGGCAUCCCACCGAUGUCGCGUUCGCCGCCAUCCACGACGUGAUGGCGGCAUGGUACGCUUCCGUAGGUCACUCGCGCGUGUGGAAGCUCUUUGCGUCGUUGCCCCACAUGCGAGACAUUCUGAUCUUGGACGCUGUGUACAACGGGGAUGUCUCCGUGUUGGAACUGCUCCAUGCGUCGGAUGCAAAGUUGCUGCAGUCGAUGGCACAUCCGUUGUUAGAUUUGGCAGCCCUGAACGGCCAAGUGGAUGUGCUGGCGUUCCUCCAUCUCGUCGUGGGUCACACCGGAUGCACGUCGUUGGCCAUGGAUGUUGCCGCGCAAUAUGGACAUUUGGAGGUCGUGCGAUUCCUUCACGACCACCGCACCGAGGGGUGCUCUGUAUGGGCUAUGAAUGGCGCGGCAGAGAAUGGACAUUUGGAAGUCGUGACGUUUUUACAUACCCAUCGCGCCGAGUCGAGCCUCGAGUGGGCGCUGGAGUACGCCGCUGCGGACGGGAGGCUGGCGGUCGCUAUGUAUUUAAGCGAAGCAUUGGGCACGGACGACGAGUGUUCGACCCGCGCGAUGGACGGGGCGGCUCGCAAUGGCCAUUUGGCGAUGGUCCAAUAUUUACACCACAAGCGAUACGAUGGAUGUACGGCCGGAGCGAUGGAUUGGGCGGCGGGGUAUGGUCAUCUGGAGGUCGUCCAGUGGCUCCACGCGAACCGAAGGGAAGGGUGUACGACCUCGGCAAUGGACAUGGCGAGUGCCAAAGGCCAUCUCGAGGUCGUCCAAUGGCUACAUGAACACCGAAGUGAAGGGUGUACGACCUCGGCAAUGGACGACGCGGCCGCAAAUGGCCAUCUGGAGAUUGUCCAAUGGCUCGACAAGCACCGACGAGAAGGAGCCACGGAAUGGGCGCUCACUUGGGCAGCAGAGAGAGGACAUUUGGAAGUGGUGACGUUUCUCGUCACCCACCGGCACGAAGGUCACGUCGCCGACGCACUCGCCAUGGCGACGAAUUCAACCGAGCGGGGACGUGGCGUCCAACAUGUGAUUGCGUACUUACACUCUCAAGUACUACCUGCGCCAUAAUAGUAUUAUUUGAGAAAUCGUGUGUUUUUUCGCAUUUAAAUUCAUACAUUUUGUUCUGAA